Quercus lobata is the source of this 5747-nucleotide messenger RNA. RefSeq lists its product as uncharacterized. The coding region runs from base 18 to 5336 and encodes 1772 amino acids. Lineage: Eukaryota; Viridiplantae; Streptophyta; Magnoliopsida; Fagales; Fagaceae. The transcript has 5 exons. The record is from RefSeq and is a predicted model, not a curated record. Gene Ontology annotation, molecular function: ATP hydrolysis activity; ADP binding.
AAAAAAAAGAGUCAAGAAUGGAGAUUGUUAUUUCCAUUGCAGCAAAAAUUGCUGAGUAUACGGUUGAACCAGUUGGACAGUGUCUAGGUUAUUUGUUUUACUACAGUAGCAACAUUCAGAAUAUGAAGAAACAGGUAGACAAGUUGCAGGGUGCUAGAGAUAGGGUGCAACAUUCCAUUGAUGCUGCUAUAAGAGAUGCUGAAGAAAUUGAAGCUGAUGUUAAAAUGUGGUUAGAGAAUGUAGAUGUGAUUAUGGGAAAGGUCAAAGAAGUUCUUGAGGGUGAAGAAAAUGCAAAAAUGAGGAGUUUCAAUGGGGCAUGCCUGAACCUGAAGCUACGACAUCAGCAAAGCAAGAAAGCAAAAAAGAUGGUGCAAGAUAUUGAUGAAGUCGUGAAAAAUGGCGGCUUUGACAAAGUUUCUUUCCGUCCUCCAUCACAGGCGACAAUGACUACUACAUAUAAGGAUUACAUGACCUUUGAGUCAAGAAUGUCAAUUGUGGAGCAACUUAUGGAUGCAUUAGGAGAUGCAAAUAUCAAUGUGAUUGGGGUGUGGGGGAUGCCUGGUGUGGGAAAGACUACACUUGUGAGAGAAGUUGCUAAGCAAGUCAAGGAAAAAAAAAUAUUCAAUGAGGUGGCCAUAGCAGAAGUGACACAGAAUCUAGACUUGAGACGAAUUCAAGGAGAACUUGCAGACAUGCUGGAUCUAAAGUUUGAGAAGGAGACAGUACGAGGAAGGGCAAUCCGGCUUCGAGAGAGGUUAUCAGAGCACAACAAGAUACUUGUUAUUCUAGAUGAUAUAUGGGACAAACUUGAUUUAGAGGAGGUUGGAAUUCCUAGUAAGGGUUGCAAAGUAGUGGUAACAUCCAGGAAUCAAGAUAUAUUAUCUUGUGAGAUCGGCACCCAGAAGGAUUUUGGACUUGGUGUUUUACGAGUAGAAGAAGCAUGGAGUUUGUUUGAAAUGAUGGCGGGUGAAUCUGUUAAAGAACCUAACUUGCGACCCACGGCUACUAAGGUAGCUAAAGAGUGUGCAGGUCUACCUAUUGCACUUGUAACAGUUUCUAAGGCAUUAAAGAAUAAGAGUUUAUAUGAGUGGAAGGAUGCUCUUCAUCUACUAAGAAGACCGGCUCCUGAACACCUCACAAAAAUGCAGUCAACUAUAUAUUCUUCUAUUAGGUUGAGUUAUAGUCAUCUUGGAAGUCAGGAGAAGAAAAUAUUUUUGCUAUGUUCUCAAAUGAGUUCAAGCAUUGUAUAUCUUGACUUGUUGAAAUAUUCUUAUGGUUUAUGUUUAUUUGACGGCAUUAAUACAUUGGAAGACACGAGGAACAGACUAUAUAGACUAGUUCGUAACUUGAGAGACUCUUGUCUAUUGUUAGAUUGCCGUCAUUCUCGUGAGCAUCUUCAUAUGCAUGAUGUUGUCCGUGAUGUUGCUAUUUUGAUUGCGUCAAAACAUUGUGAUAUGUUUAUGGUUGGAGACGGUGGCGAGGUAAAUGAAUGGCCGGAUGUAGAUGCACUCAAAAGAUGCACCAUAUUCUCUAUUGAUGGGGGAGAUAUUCGUGAACUUCCAGAUGAAAUGGAAUGUCCAGAAUUGCAACUUUUUCGUGUGAGUGGUGGAAAUCAUUCUUUUCAGAUCGCAGAGACUUUCUUCAAGGGGAUGGGAAAACUCAAGGUUUUAGAUUUGACACAAAUGAAACUUUCAUCACUUCCUUCCUCACUUCAUCUCCUUAGAAAUCUGCAGACACUGUGCUUGGAUUACUGUGUGUUAGGAGACAUAGCUAUAAUUGGAGAGCUCAAGAAUUUAGAAAUUCUUAGCCUUUUAAAUUCCGAGGUGUCCCAAUUGCCAAGGGAAAUAGGGUUGUUGACUAGUAUUCGAUUAUUGGAUUUGAGCGGAUGUUCCAAACUUGAAGUGAUUCCACCUAAUGUCCUAUCACGCUUGGUGCAAUUAGAAGCAUUGUAUAUGGGAAACAGUUUUGUUCAGUGGGAGAAUGGAGGACUCAAUAUUGAUAGAACUAAUGCAAGUCUUACUGAGCUAAAACAUUUGUCACGUUUGAUCACUUUAGAGAUUCAGAUUCAAGGUGCUAACAUUCUGCCAAAAGAUCUAUUAUUUGAAAAGUUAGAAAGAUACAGAAUAUUUGUAGGAGAUGUGUGGAACUGGUCUGAUAAGCCUGAAACCUCAAGAGAAUUAAAACUCAAGCUGAAUACAAGCUUACACUUACAGGGUGGGAUCAAAAUGUUGUUGAAUGGUAUUGAACAUCUUUGUUUAGAUGAAUUGAAGGGUGUUAAGAGUAUUCUGUAUGAACUCGAUAGGGAAGGCUUUCAACAACUGAGGCAUCUCCAUGUCCAAAAUAAUGCCGAGAUUAAGCAUAUCAUCAAUUCAAGGGCAUUGGCUGCUACUGAAAUUGUAUUUCCUGUUUUGGAGAAAUUUUCUGUCAAAAACAUGAUCAACCUGGAAGAAAUAUGUCAUGGCAAGCUUCCCCCAACAACUUUUUGUAACUUACGAAUUGUGAAAGUGGAACAUUGUGAUCAACUGAAGUUUGUCUUCUCGUCAUCUAUGGCUAAGUGCCUUUUACAACUCCAAGAAUUGGAGAUAAGAGAAUGCAGUGUUAUGGGUGCAGUAGUCAUAAAAGAAGAGGGCGACAUAGAAGAUGGAGAUAAGAUUCUGUUCCCUCAACUACGUCGCUUGGCACUACAGUGUCUUCCAAAGCUUAUAAGCUUCUUAAACACACAAAAGGCAUUCAUAACUGAGGCUGGAGAAAUCACUUAUGAGGGAAGGCUUGAUUUUCACAUGCCAGUUCUACAUGAACAGGUUGUGUUCCCCAACUUGGAAACGUUGGAACUGUCCUCUAUACACUCUGAAGAGAUACUACUUCACAACCAACAUCGGGCAAGCUCCUCUUUAAAAUUAACAGACCCGAGAUUUCAAAAUUUGCGUAACUUGAAGGUGAAAGGCUCUGGCAAUUUAAAAUACCUAUUGUCUUCUUCUACAGCGACAUUUAUGGUUCAGCUCAAAUAUCUUGACAUUGGGGACUGUAAGGUAAUGGAAAAGAUACUACUCAUAGAAGACUUAGGAGAAGAAGAAAUAAUUCCAAAGGUGUUGUUCCCUCAACUGGAAGUCCUAAUUCUAAAAGAUCUUCCAGUCCUCAAAAGAUUCUGUGUAGGAAGCAAUAUCAAAUUUCCAUCAUUGAAGGUUAUGGUGAUAGAAAAAUGCCCUAAAUUGGAGUCAUUCAUAUUCAAACCUGUUAGUUCAGACAUGACAUUAAGCAAAGAACUUAAGGAAGUGAAUUCAGAGGAGAUCUCUCAAACUGCCAUGCAACCUCUCUUCAAUGAAGAGGUUGCAUUCCCCAAUUUGGAAUCAUUGACAAUCUCUCAUUUGCCUAACCUUAAAAUUAUAUGGCAUGACAAAUUUGCCCCUGGCUCUUUUAUGAAGCUUCAGACCUUGAAGGUUGAACUCUGUGAAAAUCUUAUGAAAAUCUUCCAAGUUAAUAUGCUGUCAGGAUUCCAUAGCUUGGACUUCCUUAUAGUAGAUGGUUGUGGUUCACUACAAGAAAUAUUUGAACCACAAGGGCAAGAAGUUAUGGAAACACAUGCAGUAACAGUUACUAAGUUGAAAAAAUUAUAUAUACGUCGUCUACCAAAGUUGAAGCGUGUAUGGAAUAAGGACCCCCAGGGAACGUUCUCCUUUCCAAAUCUACAAGAAAUAGUAGUUGGGAAGUGUGAGAGUUUGAAGAGUUUGUUUCCAACCUCAGUGGCCAGAUGUCUCCAGCAAUUGAAUGAUCUUCGAAUAUUCGAAUGUGGGAUUGAGGAAAUUAUUGAACAGGAAGAAGGUGCAAAAGAAGAUGUGAGAUUUGUGUUCCCUAAAUUGACUCUCUUGAUACUUCGAAAGUUGUCAAAGCUCAAGUGGUUUUACCGAGGGGUACAUACUUCGGAAUGGCCGUUAUUGGAAUCCUUAGAGGUGUCUGGAUCUAAUGAAAUUCAGAUAUUUGCUUCAAAAAAUUAUAGAAUUCAAGAACAAGAUGAUCAGAGUCAACUAGAGACAUCCAUUCAACAACCACUUUUCUUGGUUGAAGAGGUUGCAUUCCCUAGUUUGAAAACAUUGGAUUUGGAUCAGUAUGUGUUGGAAGACAUAGCUAUGAUUGGAGAGCUGAGAAAUUUAGAAAUUCUUAGCCUUCUUCACUCCAAUGUUGAGCAGUUGCCGACAGCAACAGGGCUUUUGACUCGUUUACGGAUUUUAAAUUUGAGCAAUUGUACCAAACUUAAACUGAUUCCACCAAAUGUCAUAUCAUGUUUGAUACAAUUAGAAAAGCUAUAUGUCGGCAAUAGCUUCACUGAGUGGGACGUUGAAGGACUCAACAAUGAAAGAGCUAGCCUUGCAGAGCUAAAGCAUUUGUCACGAUUGACUACUUUAGAAGUGCACAUUCCAGAUGCCAACAUGUUGCCAAAAGAUCUGUUAUUCGAGAAGUUGCAAAGAUACAAAAUAUUCGUAGGAGAUGUGUGGGAUUGGUCUGAUAAACAUGAAAACUCAAGAGCACUGAAACUCAAGUUGAAUACAAGCUUUCAUUUGGAGAGGGGGAUUAAAAUGUUGUUGAAUGGUAUUGAAAAUCUGUGGUUGGAUGAGUUAAAGGGUGUUAAGAGCGUCAUCUAUGAAUUAGAUAUGACAGGCUUCCAACAACUGAAGCAUCUCCAUGUCCAAAACAAUGUCGAGAUCAAGUACAUCAUCAACUCAAGAGGGAUGGUUAUCUCUGAUGUUGUCUUUCCUGUCUUGGAGAUGCUUUCUCUCAAAAACAUGAACAACUUGGAAGAAAUAUGUCAUGGCCAAAUUCCCUCGGCAUCCUUCCGUAACCUAAGCAUUAUAAAAGUGUUGAUUUGUGACAAAUUGAAAAAUUUAGUGCCAUCCUCGGUAUCUUUCCAAAAUUUGACAAAUCUGGAAAUAUGUAAAUGUCAUGGAUUAAUUAAUUUAGUUACAUCCUCAACAGCCAAAAGUUUGAUACAACUCAAAAAAAUGAGUGUAAGUGAAUGCGAAAGGAUAACAGAAGUUGUAACAGGGGAGGGAGGUGAAGCGAGUGAGGUGAUUACUUUCACCCAGCUGACAUACUUAAAACUUGAUUGCUUGCCAAACCUCUCAAGCUUUUGCUCAAUAAGUUAUUCAUUCAAGUUCCCAUCUUUGGAAGAAGUAAUUGUGAGGCAGUGCCCAGAGAUGAAGACUUUCUCUCAUGGAGCUUUAGGGACACCAAAGCUAGAAAGAGUACAAGCAACACAAGAAGAUGAAUGGCAUUGGAAGGCUAACCUAAAUACCACCAUACAUUGGCUCUGGAAGAGCAAAUAUAAUACCACCACACAAUAGUUCUUUUGAAGAAGAGAAAGGGUUCAGAAUUCUAAAGAUGGAGAUCAUCCUAAAUAUGAAGCAGUGGAAACGUGACUUGUAAUUGUAGUUUGUGGUACUUGGAAUUGUGUUUCUUUCUCCUGAAAUCAUGUGCUCAGAGGGUCGUCAUCCCCAUGGUUAUGGAAAUGUAUAGAGUUGGGUCGUCAUCCCCAUGGUUAUGGAAAUGUAUAGAGUUCAUUCAUCUUUUGUUUAUUCUGAUAUUGUUUCAUUAUUUUCUUGUUUUUCCACGUUUGAAAAAAAAAGUAGCUGCAGUAGCAAUAAUAAUAGAAGUACUACUACUUGUGUGAUGCAUUUAUUUGGAGUGUUAUAAACUACUUCUUCUUGGUGAAGAAAGACCAUAUCGCUAUUUGAAUGAAGUUAUGCUUAUUAUUU